AUGCUACUCAUCGCCAAGUUCAUUCAAAAUGAACUUGACGCAGAACGCGAGAAAGUAGCCUUGCUUCACCAACAAGGUUCUCAACAAGCAGAGUUGUUGAGAGAACAAGGUGCUCAACAGUUUGAACUGUUGAGACAGCAGCAGGCUGCUGCUGGCGGGUCGAUGCACUCGCGUCGACCCGAGACUUUGAAGAUUGACAUCUCAAAGUAUAGAGGGGUCGAAGAAGACUCCCUCUUGAGAUGGUUCGUCGAAUUGGAUGACGCCAUAAGGGCGCGUCGCAUCGACGACGGGGAUAUGCAAGUUGCAUUUGCCCAGUCAAAUCUGGCAGGACGUGCCAAGACUUGGGCACUGGGGCUCAAGCUGCACGACCCAUAUGCGUUUGGGUCGUUGGAAGUCUUCAAGUCGCGGCUCAGACAAACGUUUGAACUGCCUAGAGCUGAGUUCAGAGCUCGAACCGAACUCUUGAAGCUCAAGCAGGGUAAGCGUGAUGUGCACGCUUACGCUCAACAUAUACGACAUCUCACGAGUUGUAUAAGUUCCAAUCCGGUGGAUGAACACACGUUGGUUUCGGUGUUCAUGCAGGGUCUUGCGGAUGGUCCCGUCAAGACUCACCUGUUCCGGCUUGAACUAGAUUCACUAGAACAAGCCAUUUCAAUUGCGGAGCAGGAAGACUUCAGUCUGAGACAGGCUCGCGCCAUGCUCGACAUCAUAUCGUCAACCGAGACGAUAUGA
This is a messenger RNA of Peronospora matthiolae, 732 nucleotides long. NCBI's taxonomy places the organism in Eukaryota, Oomycota, Peronosporomycetes, Peronosporales, Peronosporaceae. The record is from the annotation of a GenBank genome assembly.